Molecule: messenger RNA, 1311 nt
Organism: Lutra lutra (Eurasian river otter)
Lineage: Eukaryota; Metazoa; Chordata; Mammalia; Carnivora; Mustelidae
Product: vegetative cell wall protein gp1-like
Exons: 3
Coding region: 1-1311 (436 amino acids)
Source: RefSeq, a predicted model, not a curated record
AUGACCGCAAGCGCCCCGCCGCGCAGCCCCGCCGCACCACCCCCUGCCGCACCAGCCCCGCCGCACCAGCCACGCCGCACCAGCCACUGCCCGCACCAGCCCCCGCCGCACCAGCCCCUGCCCGCACCAGCCCGUGCCCGCACCAGCCCCUGCCCGCACCAGCCCCGCCGCACCAGCCCCUGCCCGCACCAGCCCCCGCCGCACCAGCCCCUGCCCGCACCAGCCCCGCCGCACCAGCCACUGCCCGCACCAGCCCCUGCCCGCACCAGCCCCUGCCCGCACCAGCCCCACCGCACCAGCCCCUGCCCGCACCAGCCCCGCCGCACCACCCCCUGCCCGCACCAGCCCCUGCCGCACCAGCCCCUGCCGCACCACCCCCUGCCCGCACCAGCCCCGCCGCACCAGCCCCGCCGCACCAGCCCCUGUCCGCACCAGCCCCUGCCCGCACCAGCCCCUGCCCGCACCAGCCCCACCGCACCAGCCCCUGCCCGCACCAGCCCCGCCGCACCACCCCCUGCCCGCACCAGCCCCGCCGCACCACCCCCUGCCCGCACCAGCCCCACCGCACCAGCCCCUGCCCGCACCAGCCCCUGCCCGCACCAGCCCCGCCGCACCAGCCCCUGCCCGCACCAGCCCCGCCGCACCAGCCCCUGCCCGCACCAGCCCCCGCCGCACCAGCCCCGCCGCACCAGCCCCUGCCCGCACCAGCCCCCGCCGCACCAGCCCCGCCGCACCAGCCCCGCCGCACCAGCCCCUGCCCGCACCAGCCCCUGCCCGCACCAGCCCCGCCGCACCAGCCCCGCCGCACCAGCCCCGCCGCACCAGCCCCGCCGCACCAGCCACUGCCCGCACCAGCCCCGCCGCACCAGCCCCUGCCCGCACCAGCCCCCGCCGCACCAGCCCCUGCCCGCACCAGCCCCUGCCCGCACCAGCCCCUGCCCGCACCAGCCCCGCCGCACCAGCCCCGCCGCACCACCCCCUGCCCGCACCAGCCCCACCGCACCAGCCCCUGCCGCACCAGCCCCCGCCCGCAGUCCUGGCGAGACACCAGCCGGGCUUCCCUGCUACGGAGAGGAGGGGUCCCACGUCCCGUCCUGCGGGGGUGUGGGGCGCGCCCCUUCCCAGCCCGCGAGGCGCAGGAGCUGGGGGAAGGCCGCAGGAUUCCUGAGCGACGGCCCUGCCCAGAGAGCGGGGUGCGGUGGAACCUCGUCAGAGACCGUGGCUGCCACUGUGGACGGCGGGUACUCGGUGCUGUCCGUGUCACCCGACACCGGCAGACAGCAGAACCAAAACAGCUAUCUUAUCCUGUAA